Wallemia mellicola CBS 633.66 is the source of this 1362-nucleotide messenger RNA. RefSeq lists its product as hypothetical. Lineage: Eukaryota; Fungi; Basidiomycota; Wallemiomycetes; Wallemiales; Wallemiaceae. Gene Ontology annotation, molecular function: histone H3 acetyltransferase activity; protein binding. Gene Ontology annotation, cellular component: histone acetyltransferase complex. The transcript has 7 exons. Bases 1 to 1362 code for a protein of 453 amino acids. The record is from RefSeq and is a predicted model, not a curated record. Gene Ontology annotation, biological process: positive regulation of transcription by RNA polymerase II; chromatin remodeling.
AUGAUGAUCCAGAAGAGGAAAUACGAAGAGCUAAAGUCGCUUUACGACAAAAAUAAAUUAGAAGACUUCGAUUAUACAGAUGAAGAUAUCGAUAGUUUGAGAAAACAACUUAUACCCCUCCCAAAGUCAGAAAAUCAGCAAGACGAUCAACCACCAACGAAAAAACUUAAAGUAGAGCAAGUAGAUGAGGAUGUAAUACCUGAACAACCAAAGCAAAAAGCGAACGUAGACGUCGAUGCCCUAACAGUUGGCGUUUCUGUCGAUGCAGAUGAUGCAGCUAAAGAAGCACAACCAAAGAAGCAGCGACCUGCUGUAAUUGAAGAACGACAAAAGAUCAUUCAAUUUAAAGUAGUGAAAAAUGAUCCAAGUCUACCUGAAGAGGAACAAACACAGAAUUUAAUCAUUCUAGCUGGUCUUAAAGCAAUUUUUCAGAAACAAUUACCAAAAAUGCCUAGAGAGUAUAUAGCUCGCCUGGUUUAUGAUAGGAACCAUCGUUCAAUGGCCAUCGUAAAAGAAGGUUUGCAGGUUAGAGGUGGUAUCACAUGGCGACCAUUCGAAAGUAGAGCUUUCUCUGAGAUUGUCUUCUGUGCUAUCACUGGUACGGAGCAGGUAAAAGGAUAUGGUUCUCAUCUCAUGAAUCACCUUAAAGAUUACAUAAAAUCAACUUCCUCAAGUAGGCAUUUCUUAACUUAUGCUGAUAACUAUGCGGUUGGAUACUUUAAAAAGCAAGGUUUUACCAAGGAGAUCAGUCUUCCGCGUGAAAUCUGGACAGGAUAUAUCAAAGAUUAUGAAGGUGGUACUCUCAUGCAGUGCUCGAUGUUACCUAAAAUCAAAUAUUUGGAUGUUCAUGACACGCUAACGCGACAAAAAGAUAUCGCUUUAGCCAAGAUACGUGAAUACUCCAAGUCACACAUUGUACAUGAUGGAUUGCAUCAAUUUAAAGAUGCUCCUGAAGGCUUCAAAUUGGAUUAUAGAGAUGUACCAGGUUUGAGUGAAACUGGAUGGAAUCCCGAAAUGGACGCUUUAUGCCAAAGACCAGCCCGUAACCCAGACUUCGCAAUUAUGCACCACUUACUAUCUGACCUCCAAAAUCAUGCUUCCUCGUGGGCCUUCCUUAAUCCAGUCAAUAAGGAUGAAGUUACAGAUUAUUAUGAGGUAAUCAAAGAACCGAUGGAUUUAAGUACAAUGGAGCAAAGGCUUGAAGAAAAUGUUUAUGAAAACCUUGACGCUUUCCUUAAUGAUGCCAGUAAAAUUUUCAACAAUUGCAAAGCCUAUAAUGGUGAGAAUAGUAGCUACACCAAGAAUGCAAUACGGCUGGAGAAGUACCUCAAGGAGAGAGUCCAAGCUUGGAAAACUGAUUAA